AAUUCUAGGCGAGUCACGUGCCUUUCUCGUGCAAGCAUUCGAAGGGAAGAAGGGGAGACGAGAAAUGGAGGCUGCAGAGGUGGAGGAAGCACUGAGGGUGUUGGAUUCUUCUCUAUCCCACAUCAAAUGGCGCCUCAAAUCUCCAUCCAAGCAUCGACUCCAAUUAGAUGUUCUGGCAUUGUGCACGGAGAUGAGGCCAGUAAUAAUGGUUGACUAUGGUGGAAAGAUGCCUGAACUGCAGGAGCAACUGUGUGCACUUCUUAAACUUUGCCAACAGGAGUCGGCUAUUUUUGAGCAUCUGAGAGUGAUGGUUAUUGAAGAUAUGAUAUAUUUGAUACAUGUAAGGGGACUUGCAGAGUAUGUCAAGUCAAGUUUGAAUUCUGAAGUAGAAUUGUUCUUUGUAAACCUAGAACAAGAUCCUCCAAAGAUGGUGACGCAAGCAGAAGAAAGCUCAUUAGUAACAGAACUUAUAAGAGUGCAGAACUUAUUCUCUUUGUUUUUUCCUCUCAAUGAAAUGGACAAUGAUCUCUUGUCUUGUCACAUGAAGGAUACUGCAGCUAAUGCCGAAUCAUCUACCAACAAACCCAUAAUUUCUCAGUCCCCUGAGUUUAUUGAUCUCAGUAGUUGCAUGCAGGACACUCAGGUCACUGUGCCAACUUUAAAUGGCUGGCUUCUUGGUUAUCCGGUUGUGUACUUGUUCAGCAAGGAACACAUUGCAGAUGCCAUUUAUAAUCUUUCCACCAAGUAUCUUCGCAUCUUCAGAAUUUUAGUCAGCAGGAGCAUUUCACCCAAUAAAGGAUCGCAGCCAGAAGAACUGAUGAGUUUCUCAGUGCCUUAUGAACUUAGCAUGGGAGGAAGCAAGGAACAGUGGGCAGAGGCAUUUCUGGCCCAAAUGCAAUCAAGAUGGGAAAAAUGCAAAAAUAUUUGGAGGCCAUUGCAGAUGGAGGUGAGUGAAUGCUAUCCACAAGCAAUUGUGUUGUAGUGAUAAGUGCUAAACCUGCUGUUUGCCAUCAAACCAGUACCUUUACCUGUCCACCAAGAAAUAGUGUUGUUUCUUCUCACGGCAAUUAUCAUUUUGGGGAUAAACUUCCUAUGAUGUGAUUUAAUUACUUAGCAAAAUAAGAAUGCUUUAUCA
This is a messenger RNA of Hevea brasiliensis (rubber tree), 1135 nucleotides long. RefSeq lists its product as uncharacterized. The transcript is spliced from 7 exons. Lineage: Eukaryota; Viridiplantae; Streptophyta; Magnoliopsida; Malpighiales; Euphorbiaceae. The record is from RefSeq and is a predicted model, not a curated record. Bases 65 to 982 code for a protein of 305 amino acids.